UCUGUCUGUCUAUCAUUUUAUCAGAUAUUGUUGUGUGCUAUGUCCUACCCAAUUGUUGCGUUGCCACCAAAAUCAAGCUAUACAAACUUUCACUGACCAUAUGUGUGUGUUUGAGAAAUACAUAUCAUAAGUCAUUAUUUCAACAGAGGUGUGUGUAUUUCACAGCACUCAUUAGAACAUAAUGAGAACACACUGAGCUCAACGUGAUGCUCUCUCUAUAACUUCAUCCACUGGUGUUGGUACUCUGUUACAUUAUGAAAAUCAAUGGUUAAUGCAUUAAAUGAUAUAUUUAGUAUGUGUUAUUUUAUUUUUUGUACUGUUAAAAAUAGUCUCACUACUACUCUUGCCUUCUCAGAGAAAACACCCCUGGUCUGUAUGUAGCUUGACCAGGCUAAACUGUGAGUAAUCUUCCAUGCCCUCAAAUUACUUGAAUGCAUUACGUUUCAUAGUUAGAAACAUUUAAGAAGUCAUCCUGUCAAACCCGUUCUCAUUCACGUUUUUUUAAGCCCUGCCCUAAUAGUAAAAGCUAGAAACUUGCCUGAAUUCAAAGCUAAGUUCAUACUGAACACUACGCACUCAGAUGAGACACAAUUACUGCAGGUGUUUUCAGAGCAGAGACGGGCAUAAACAAGACUGACACUUACAAACUGCAAAGGACUAAAAACAAUAUGCCUGUGGAAACAAUAUCAAUCAGGAAUCGCUCUGCCAUUGGCCGCUUCCCAGCCGGUACUCUUCCGCUGGAGGAUCCGGAGAAGGUGAAGCUAGAGAAGUCGGAGACAAAGUGGUCAUGUGGCACAUGGUUCCGCAAGUGCUGCCUCCGCUGCUGCUGCUGCCGCCGCAAAACAACAGAUGCUAGCAUCACAGAUGGAGCCACAGAAACCACUGAGAUGCCAGAGACAGGUACCUUAUUAGAAGCGCGUUCUGUAAACCUUCUCAAAUCCAACAACGAACAGAACCGACUGGAGCAUCAUACAGAUCGCUACCGCAGCGAAAACCUCAUUAUCCGCAGAGGCCAGACCUUUCAGAUGUUGAUUGAGCUCUCGCGACCUUUCAACUCCAAGACAGAUAAACUUCACUUAGAUUUGAAACUAGGUAAUCUCCCAGAUGUGUCCAAAGGCACACAUGUGAUUGUUCCUUUGGUAGAGGAUCUCCAGGAUAACUGCUGGGAGGCCAAGAUAGUUGAACAGAAAGGCAGAAAUAUCAAACUGUCUGUCAACUCUCACCCAGCUGCACCUAUUGGCAAAUACAGGCUCAGUGUUGCGACACGUUCCCCAACGGGCGAGGCCAUGUCACCGUACAGUCCCGACAAUGACAUCUACAUGCUGUUCAACCCCUGGUGUGAAGGUGACUCUGUGUACAUGGAUAAUGAGGAAGAGAGGAAAGAGUAUGUUUUAAAUGACAUGGGAAUAAUCUAUUACGGAACUGACAGCCAGAUCGGAGACAGGCCGUGGAAUUUUGGCCAGUUUGAUAAGAACAUCCUUCCCGCAUGUCUGUUUUUGCUGGAGCGCAGUGGUGCGCCAGCAUCAGGAUGGGGGGAUCCUGUCAACGUGGUCAGGCUUUUGUCUGCAAUGAUUAACGCUCCUGAUGACAACGGUGUGUUGAUAGGCAACUGGUCAGGUACGUACGAUAAUGGCAUGGCUCCCACGUUCUGGAGCGGCAGCAGUGACAUCCUGAGACAGUACUAUGAAAAUGGAGGAACACCGGUCAGAUACGGACAGUGCUGGGUUUUCUCUGGGGUCACCACCUCAGUGAUGAGGUGUUUAGGGAUUCCCACCCGGAGCAUUACAAACUUUGAGUCUGCUCAUGACACAGAUGUUUCCUUGACAACAGAUGUGUAUUUGGAUGAGAAUUAUGAGCCGAUUGAGGAGCUUAAUCGAGAUUCUGUCUGGAACUUCCAUGUGUGGAAUGACUGCUGGAUGGCCCGUCCAGAUCUACCCGCGGGUAUGGGGGGGUGGCAAGUAGUAGAUGCCACCCCUCAAGAGACCAGUCAGGGCGUUUUUCGCUGUGGUCCCGCUUCUGUCGCAGCUGUCCGGAAUGGACAAGUUUACCUCAAGCAUGACACACCGUUUGUAUUUGCAGAGGUGAACAGUGAUAAAAUCUACUGGCAGCGGACUGCUGAUGGCACCUUCACUCCCGUCCAUAUUAAGAAGAAAGCAGUCGGUCUCUGCAUCAGCACUAAAGCAGUUGGCUCUGAUACACGCGAGGACAUCACACACCUCUACAAACACCCAGAAGAUUCAGAGGAAGAGCGCAUUGCUGUGGAAACAGCCUGUCAGUAUGGCUCUAAAUCAGGUAUCUACGAUGUCUCCAGUGCUGAUGACGUCACCAUCCAGAUCACCAUGGAUGGAGAAGAACCUCAGCUUGGUGCAGAAGCUAAACUGGCCAUCACGGUAAAGAACACAAGUGCAGAACAGCGCACUUUCAGUCUCCUCGGCCAGGUGGCUGUUAUGUACUAUACUGGAGUGUAUAAAGCUACAGUGAAGAAAGACCAGAUACCAAUUGAUCUCCAACCCAAUGAAGUUGAGACUGUGGAGUGGUGUCUGCCCUAUGAUCACUAUAAAGACAAGCUGGUGGACCAGGCCAUGCUGAUGCUCACACUCACUGGACGGGUCACACAGACCAAACAGGUUCUGGCUACCCAGUUUCGCUUCAGACUGCGCACACCAGACCUAGUCAUCAAAACUGAUGGGGAUGCUGUAGUUGGCAAAGAGUUGAAAGCUACGAUCGUUUUCCAGAAUCCACUUCAGCGCACACUGAAGAAUGUGAAGUUUCGCUUUGAAGGUCUGGGAUUGCAGAGGGUCAGGGAGGUUUCCUAUGGAAAUAUAGAACGCUUGGCCACGGUGACUCUGACGGAGAAGUUUGUUCCUUUGGAGGCUGGGCCACAGAAACUUCUAGCUUCACUUGACUGCCGUCAGCUAUCUCUGGUGCAUGGAGUCGCCAACAUUGUUGUCAAAGCAAAUUGAAUAAUCUCUACAAGAGGACAAAGUUGCACUGCACUGGAACUUCAGUGGCUCUGAAUUUCAUUUGGAAGAUCUCCAUCCAGGACUUUCUUUUCUAGUCAUGUCUGAAGACUUGCUUUGUUCUAGAAAAUGCAAGAAAAGAGUAUUUUUGCUCCAAAAUUUCAAGGCAUUACAUAAUACUUGAAACAUAUGAGACCCAAAACAGCUGAAUUUUGAAUAGUGUAGUACAAUAACCUUCUGUUCAUGUUUUAAAUGGCUUAAAGGUGCUAAAGAGGAUGUUUUGUUUUAUACAUUUUUGCAAUAUUACUUGAAACUGUCUUUACUAACUGAUAAAAGACUAUUUAUUAGGUGCACUGAAAGGAAUAAUAUUAAUAUACAU
Megalobrama amblycephala (Wuchang bream) is the source of this 3339-nucleotide messenger RNA. RefSeq names its product transglutaminase 1, K polypeptide (gene tgm1). Bases 669 to 2963 code for a protein of 764 amino acids. Gene Ontology annotation, molecular function: protein-glutamine gamma-glutamyltransferase activity. The record is from RefSeq and is a predicted model, not a curated record. The transcript is spliced from 14 exons. NCBI's taxonomy places the organism in Eukaryota, Metazoa, Chordata, Actinopteri, Cypriniformes, Xenocyprididae. Gene Ontology annotation, biological process: peptide cross-linking.